Molecule: messenger RNA, 939 nt
Organism: Juglans regia (Persian walnut)
Lineage: Eukaryota; Viridiplantae; Streptophyta; Magnoliopsida; Fagales; Juglandaceae
Exons: 2
Coding region: 1-939 (312 amino acids)
Source: RefSeq, a predicted model, not a curated record
AUGGAGGACCCCGAAGAUACGAGCCGGGAUAAUGUGCUUUGGGGCGAUGCCAUGGAGGAGAUAUUCAUCGACAUGCUCUACCAGGACGCGCUUCAAGGUAGAUUAAAGGGCGGAAAGAUAACGUUUAGAGAGCAUGGAGUUUAUGCACAGCGACUCACUGCUGUUGGGAAGAAAGUGUUUGACGGGAACCAGGUUCGUGGAAAAUUGACGAGGUUGAAGGGGAUGCAGCGCUUGUUUACCGAUUUGUUGAGCCAAACUGGUAUGGGUUGGGAUCCCGACACAAAGACAGUUGUCGCGAGUGACGAGUGCUGGGAGAAUGCCAUUAGGGUUAAAUCGAAAUGGGGGAGGUUUCGUACUUUUGGCUGCCCAAAGUACGAGGAGCUAUGCACCAUAUUUGGCGCGUCCGUUGCAUACGGGACUAUGCAACACGCAUCAACACAGCUCCCCGCAGAUAGCGACGACGAGCGGCGCCUGGAUGAGGAGAUGCGAGCUCGAGUGCCUCCCGCACUAGGCCAUCGACAGGGAUUGCCCAUUGGCAAUGAUGACUUUAUUGACUUGAUGGGGAUCGGGUCACCUGCAGUGGAUGCCGUGACUGGGUCAUCACGUAGGCCGAAGCCAAGAAAGAAGAGCGAUUUUGAGGUGCAGCUUUCUGAGGCCGUCGAGGAGGUUAAACUGACGCAGAGAGCGAGGCGUAAACGAUAUGAGGAUGCAGAAGCUGUGGCAUCAUCGAAGCGCAGCAAAGAGUCAGAGCCUAGUGAGGGGACCAAUGCGGGGUAUGAUCCGAUUAGUCAUUGUGCGACGUUGCUAAGCGAGCUUUCCCCUCCGUUGGAUCCAUCCCAACUUGUUCGCGCAAUUAAGGAAUUACUGAACCCAGAGAUGCGACAGUUUUUCUUGUCCUUGGAUGCUGCAAGGAGGGACUCUUGGGCCCGUCAUUGUUAA